Molecule: messenger RNA, 594 nt
Organism: Ilex paraguariensis (yerba mate)
Lineage: Eukaryota; Viridiplantae; Streptophyta; Magnoliopsida; Aquifoliales; Aquifoliaceae
Source: the annotation of a GenBank genome assembly
AUGUCCGGUUUUAUACGACAGCCAGAGCUUUCUAUCUUUAAUGCGGCUUACCCAGAAUUCAAACGUCUGAAAACCGAAAUAAUUGGUGGCUUUCGAGGCAUGGCCGUCAGCCUUAGGUUAUAUUGUGCAGUUUCGACUACUAAGCAAUGUAGACCGGAAAUAUUUGCUGCAUAUGGGGUGCUUAAUCUGGAGUUGCUGAAAACCUUGGACUCUGUUAAUGGUAAGACAAUGAACCUUAUUACCGUCACGGCCACAGAGAUUCAUAGCUCUUAUUCUCCAUAUCUUCCUCACUCGAGGGCUUCUAUUAUGCAAUUAUCGAAAUUCUCUCUUUCCCCCUCUACAAGGUUAAUCAUAUGGCAAAUGCAGAGUGCCACUACGGGCUACCUAAUCGACAAGUGUGACAUCAUAAAGCAAAUGACAAUCAACUCCCUCAAGGUCGGCCUAAACGUAGAUACCACCAUGCUUAACUUCCAGGCCAACAUAUGUGUUGAUAAUAAUGAUAAAGAUAAAGACAAAGACGAUACAGUAGCCUGCCCAGCAGGGUGGCAGCCGAUGAAGGCAACAAUUGCCCUGCCUGGUGGAUAUUUGUAUUGA